CAAACAAGAAGCAUUAUCAGAGUUCAAGGACAUGUUCCAGCCAGACAACGAUUCUCAAGGAUGGUGCAAAGCAGAGCUGACUAGGGGUCUUGUUGAGGAGGGGGCAUGGUCUGGAAAGUGUGCCUGGAGAGCAAUGAUAUAUGCCCAUCUCUGUGGUGUAUAUCAAUGCAAAACAGGAGGGUGAACUACUCCUUUGUGCUUGUAGUUAUGGCUGUUAAAAUCCUGAGUUGGGCAGUGAUUUCCUCCUGUAGCGUAUAGUUCUGCUCCUUGGGAAUUAUAGAGGUGGUCCUGUUGUUGGGGUACAAACUCCUUCCUGGCUUCCUGAUGAACUGAAUACUGCCCUCAGUUUCUUGGGAGAAUCACUAUAUAUCCUUUUUUUUUUUACAUUAAUAUCCCACUUUUUUCCCAUUGUGGAACCUGAGGAGGUGAUCCUGUGAGUGUAGUGUCUACAGUCAAGUAGCAAGGACUGUAAAUUGCCAAAGUACAAACCAGAUGGAGAUGAUACAGGCCGGAAAGAUGAAGACAGAAGCUGCUUUUCUGGUCUCCCCUGAGCAACACUUUCCUAUGCCAUGAGUAACACCACCAUGCCCACCUCUGCUGGACCAGCCAACGACUCCUUAGUGGGCUAUGUUCUGGUGCCAUUUUUCCUUAUCACUAUUGUUGGAGUCAUCAUGGCUGUGAUGAUGUACAUCCAGAAGAAGAGAAGGUAUGACCGUCUGCGUCAUCACUUGCUGCCAAUGUAUAGCUAUGAUCCUGCGGAGGAGCUGCAUGAGGCUGAGCAGGAGCUUUUGGUGGAGCCAGAGGACACUAAGAUAAUGAGAGCCUGGGGAGGAUACCAACCCUACCGUGCUUCAUUUAUGGAUGUGAAAGCAUAAUGUUGCUCAGCAAAGACUAACUACAAGGUGUGGAGAGAUUACCUCAUCUACCUGGCAUGUGUGCCAUCUUUAAGUGCUCUCAAACGCCAUUAACUUUGAACGUGCUGCCUUUCUUUCCACUUCAGAACUGUGUCCCCUUGCCUAGGCUCCCAGUGAGGAAGGUGAGUGGGUGCAGGUCCUGCUGCCAACACACUUGCCCUUGAAGAUUUGGUGCAAAGCAGCCCAGGGAGUUGGAGAGUUGCAUGUUUCGAUCUGGAAAAGCUCUUACUUGGCAUAACAUUCCUAUCUUGGGUUUAAAUUGAGAUGGAUGUAGGGGGGAGUGUCUGAAAUGCCACUCUUGUAUUAUGAACUACAAUCUUUAAGAGGCUCAGCUUUAUAUAAAAAAACCAAAUUGCCAUCUGCUUCCUUUUAUGAAAGGGGCAGUGUCAUAGCUGCAGAAAUUAUGACAUUUCUGUGCAAUUGCUAGAUGCCUGGUAUCCUACACACACCUCUGUGCAUAAUGAGUGUAUCACUUAUUUGUUGAAUUUUUGUGAUGUGCCCUUCUGCAGAGGCAGGGAAAGUGAGCAUUGUAGUGAAAUUGCACCGCUAGAUCCUUGGGGGAGAUUUGCAGCAUAGUAUCUUUCAUUUUAUAGCUGGAAAUAUGUGGUAAUGAACAUGUGCCCAAAAGUGUGGUAUUGUUUGCACUGCUAUGUCCAGGAGAAUGCAGUUUUGUUGGGAACAUUAUGCAGGAAUGGGGAAUCUGUGGCCCUCCAGAGGUUGUUGAACUCUCAAACUCCCAUCAUCCUCAGCCAGCAUGGCUAGUGGUCAAGGAUGGUGGGAGCUGUAGUCUAUCAUCCUGUGGAGGGCUGAAGGUUCCCCAUGUCUGGCCUUAAUGUGCUUCUGAGGAGCUGUUUCCUUCAACAAAACUUUUGAGUUAAGCAGGGUGCUUCUUUCUACAAGGAUGAUUUUGUAUCUGGGAGUUUUUGGUUUUUUUUGUAAAUAAAGUUCACCUUGAACAGGAGCAUCUCUGGCAAUGCUUCAAGCUUUUCCUGUAGCUUUCAAUGCAAUAUAGCUUAUGGUUGACCCAACUGCAGCAGCUUAAUUAAGUAUUGGGACUAAGAUGCCAUGCUGGCCCCGCUGAAGCAGAAAACUCCUUGCCACCCAUUGCUGCUUAGCUUGGAACUAGCUAUUGAACAUAAGCUGUUGGCAUGACUAUGAGCUGCACUGGUGACUUGGGCAAUGCACAUAUUUGGAUUGUUCUAUUUGCCUUUGUCUCUUCCUUUCUCUUGUCCCAACAAACAGUGUUUCAGUUUCUAGGGUUCUGGGUCCAUAGUGGUCUUCCUUGUAAAAACUGAACUAGAGAGCUAGACUGCUAUUUAGUGAUCCUGCAAUGCAAAUGUCUGACAUCUAGUGGUUCCAGAUAAUUUCUAGUUGUCAAGACACAAAAGCAAAGUGUGUGGAUGUGGAAAUAAAGAGACUUUAAUUUCCCUUUGGCAAA
Rhineura floridana is the source of this 2352-nucleotide messenger RNA. RefSeq names its product small integral membrane protein 29 (gene SMIM29). The record is from RefSeq and is a predicted model, not a curated record. Bases 570 to 875 code for a protein of 101 amino acids. NCBI's taxonomy places the organism in Eukaryota, Metazoa, Chordata, Lepidosauria, Squamata, Rhineuridae. The transcript has 5 exons.